CUAGUAGCUCACCGAAGAAAUCAUCGAUGGACAUGUGUUCAAGCCGAAUUUCUUAUCAUGUUUGGAUUCUAUUCUGAAAAUUUUGGAAAAGAACUUGACGUAGUAAAAUUUUAUUGAAAUUCUUCGAGUGUUGUAUGAUUUAAAUUUCCACUCGCUAUGUCAUCGCAUAAAUCUUUCAAGAUCAAGCAAAAGCUUGCCAAAAAGCUGAAACAGAAUCGACCCAUCCCUCAAUGGAUCAGAAUGCGUACCGGUAACACCAUAAGAUAUAACGCUAAAAGACGUCAUUGGAGAAGAACCAAGCUCAAAUUGUAAUUACAACCGGAAUCGAACGUUUCGUUAUUCUUUAAUUUUCAUGAAUCUAUUUUCUAGAUUACGUUUAUGAUGAUGGUUUUGUUGUGUGAAAUUUACGAAUAAAACGUCAACAGUAUUCUUCGAA
Molecule: messenger RNA, 436 nt
Organism: Planococcus citri (citrus mealybug)
Lineage: Eukaryota; Metazoa; Arthropoda; Insecta; Hemiptera; Pseudococcidae
Product: large ribosomal subunit protein eL39
Exons: 3
Coding region: 157-312 (51 amino acids)
Biological process (GO): translation
Cellular component (GO): ribosome; cytosolic large ribosomal subunit
Molecular function (GO): structural constituent of ribosome
Source: RefSeq, a predicted model, not a curated record